This is a messenger RNA of Rubroshorea leprosula, 2950 nucleotides long. The record is from the annotation of a GenBank genome assembly. Lineage: Eukaryota; Viridiplantae; Streptophyta; Magnoliopsida; Malvales; Dipterocarpaceae.
ACAAGGUACAAUUUAUUUUAUUUCGUUAUCUUGGGAUUGCUGAUUAUGCAAGUGGAUAUGCAGAACGAAAUAUCAGACCUGGAAGAUGCUGAGAUUGUGAAAAGGCAAGAGGGUUUUGUUGAGAUGUGGGAUGUUUUGAGAAAGAGGGAAAUUAUCUGGAAGCAGAAGUCAAGAAGUAAAUGGGUGCAUGAGGGAGACGCAAAUACCCGCUUUUUUCAUAGAGUUGCAAAAGGAAGAAGAGCAGAAAACAAUAUUGUGGGUUUAAUGUGUGAUGGGGCAUGGAUUGAUGAUCCAGUUUUAGUUAAAAAUGAGAUCGUCAGAUACUUCAAAAGAUUAUUUCAAGGAGAGGCAUGGAAUAGACCAAAGCCUGGGGAUAUUAGAUUCCAGCAGCUAUCCGAGGAGAAAAAAGAUUGGCUGGAAAGACCUUUUUCAGUUGAAGAAAUAGAGGAAGGCUUAAGGAGCUGUGAAGGGUCAAAGGCUCCAGGACCUGAUGGUUACAACUUUAACUUUCUUAAAUUUGCGUGGCACUGCAUAAAGGAGGACUUCAUCAACUUUUUUACGGAAUUCCACUGUAAUGGUAAAUUGGUGAGGGGUCUAAACUCUUCUUUUUUAACCAUGAUUCCUAAAAAGUUAAAUGCAGUAGAAUUAAAGGAUUAUAGACCCAUUAGCUUGAUAGGAUGUGUCUAUAAAUUAUUAGCGAAGGUGCUGGCUAAUAGAUUGAAAUCAGUAAUAUCAGAAAUAGUGAGUGAAAUGCAAUCUGCUUUUGUGCGAGGCCGGCAGUUGGUGGAUAGUGUCUUGGUGCUGAAUGAAGUUGUGGAUGAAAUAAAGAAGAAGAAACAACCAGCCUUUGUGUUUAAAGCAGAUUUCGAAAAGGCUUAUGAUUGUGUAGAUUGGUCCUUUUUGGAUUGGAUGAUGGAGAGUUUUGGAUUUGGAACAAAAUGGAGAGGCUGGAUUAAGGAGUGCCUUUCAACGGCGAGAAUCUUGGUUCUGGUAAACGGAAGCCCGACAAGGGAAUUUGAGGUGGGUAAAGGGUUGAGACAAGGUGAUCCUCUAUCUCCUUUCCUCUUUUUGAUGGUUGCAGAGGGGUUACAAGGUCUGGUACAAAGAGCAGUAAAGGAAGGAAUGUUGCAUGGGAUUGAGAUUGGAAAGAAAGGCCUGUCCGUGUCGCUACUCCAGUUUGCUGAUGAUACAGUCAUUAUGGGCAGAGCGGAUGCUGAGAAUAUACGUACGGUGAAGGACAUCCUAAAAUGGUUUGAACUUAUGUCGGGCUUGAGGAUCAAUUUCAGCAAGAGCAGCAUUUUUGGUUAUAAUGUGUCGGAGAAAUGGCUAAAAGGAUCAGCGGGUAUGAUACAAUGCAGGGUUGGUCGAGCACCGUUUCUUUAUCUGGGAUUGCCUAUUGACGGUAAAUCUGGGAACAAGAAAUAUUGGGAGCUGGUUGUAAACAAAUUCCGUACCAAACUCGCUGUCUGGAAGGCUACUACUCUUUCCUUUAGAGGCCGCCUCGUCUUGCUAAAUUCGGUACUCUCUGCUCUUCCUAUUUUUUAUAUGUCUUUAUAUUUAUUACCUAAUGCUGUGAUUGAGGAGUUGAUUAGAAUUCAAAGGAGGUUCUUAUGGGGCGGGGCAAAACUAAAUAAGAAAAUUCCAUGGGUUAAAUGGGAAUACGUAUGUCGAGCUAAGGCGAAGGGGGGGCUCGGGGUGCCUGACUUACAGAAUAAAAAUUGGGCUAUGUUAGGAAAAUGGUGGUAUAGGUUUGGUGACGGGGUCGAGAGUUUAUGGAAAAGGGUGGUAAGGGAGAAAUAUUAUAGGGGUAGGAGGGAGGUCGAUAUUACUACGAUUGAGUGUUUAAAGGUGUCCAAGAUUUGGAGGGACAUUAUUCAGAUUGGGGGUCGAUCUCUCAAACUUAGGAAUAUAUUGGCUGAGGGUUUCAAGUGGGACGUGGGUGAAGGAAAUAGAGUGGGUUUUUGGUCUGAUAGGUGGAUUGGUGUUAAAAGUCUUAGGGAUUUGUUCCCUAGGUUAUUUGCUCUUUCUGUGAAGAAGGAUGGAAAGGUUUCUGAGAUGGGGAUUUGGGAAGAGGGUAGAUGGUGGUGGAGGAUGGAGUGGAGGAGGGGUACAAUAGGGAGAGAGAAAGAUGAGGAGGUGCUGUUGGAGAAGGUGCUAGAGGGUGUCAAACUAAAGGAGGGGGCAGGGGAUGUUUGGAAGUGGAUACAUGUGAUGGAUGGCAAAUAUGGGGUGAAGAUAGCGUAUGAUUUUCUAGCUACUUCGGAGGGUGUCUUAGAGGACCAGAUGUGUAAACUAAUAUGGUGUAGAUUGGUGCCAUCCAAAGUGGCUUUUUUUGGGUGGUGUUUGUGCUUAGAUAGACUCCCAACAAAGGAUAACUUGCAAAAACGUGGGAUAGUGUUACAGGAAGGGGUGUUGAGGUGGUGGGGUUUGGAGUCUAUUUUUCCUAAUACAGUUAGGGGAAUGGUAGAGUUUUUCAUGGGAAGUUUGGGCAGAUUAGUUGGAAAAGAGAUGGGUUCAUGUAUUUUCCUAGUGGUCGCCUGGUAUCUAUGGUAUAGACGGAAUGUUCAAGUGUUUAGAAAAGAUGAAGGUUUGCCAGAGAACUUGAUGGAAAGGAUGCAAGUUAAAACAUUUAUAUGGAUUAAAUCCAAAGUCAAUGGCUGUGGAUUCUCUUUUUACGAAUGGCAGACUUACCCAAUGGAGUGUGCUAUGUCUGUCAAAAACCAUAAAAGGUUGAGGAAGCAGUUCUAUAAAGCUUGCGUGCCUCUGAGAUGAUGGUUAGGCGGGUCUGUUUUGUUUCCAAUAUGUAGUAUGUGGGCACCUGUGGCUUUUUGUUUGUGAUUAGUAAGCUGUAUCAGUGGUUUUUAGGAGAUUGGCUCUCCUCUAUUGUGGUUACCAUUUUUGUAUAUGGGCAGGAGCACCCCUUGUGCUUCAUUAAAUUAAAUUUUCUUUG